AUGAGGGCACCUGGAUGUUCGUCGAUUGGACUUUGGACCCUAUUUGUUAUUUGUGGACUUUUUGUUAUUGCCUAUGCAAACAUUGAUAACGACGACGAUGAAUGGAAUUAUGAUCCAACAACAAAACGCAUAAGAAAACCCACAGAGUCAACAAGUAACACAAAUCUGCCAAUCAAGGGAAAAGAGUUUUGCUCAGACUCCUGUGAACCGCCAAAGUGUCCCGAUGUCUCUGACUGCAUGAAUAAACUAAAUGUUUUGCAGAAAGAUGCUGAUGAACACAAGAAGAAGGUGGUCACCACCUUCCAACAGCCAACAUGUCUUCCAGUGUUCAGGCGUUUCCUUUCCAAGCUUCUUAAAGAAUCUGCUAAACUUGGUCUGCCUGAUGAUGCAAACAAACUGAUGCAUUACAAUGCCGUGGUUAAACUGUCCAAGCAGUCGGUGUCAGAAAUCAAUAAGCUUUUAAGAGAAGACAAUGAUUGGACUACUGGAGCCAUGGAUGAGGCUCUCAGUCAAAUUCUGGUGGAAUUUAAACACCAUGACCCUGAAGCCUGGAAGUGGCAAUUUGAAGACACUUUUUAUGUGGAGUUGGAUACUGUCUUGAAGGUUUUAUUGUGUGUUCUUAUAAUCAAUGCUGUCAUCUGCACUGAAGUAUGGUCUGUGGUGUCGUGGUUCAUCCAGAUCAGAAGAAUGUUUGUCAUAUGCUUCUUUAUUAGUUUGAUCUGGAUCUGGCUCCAUCAUAUGCUUGUUUUUGCUGAGCACCAGAAGAACGUUGUGCAGAUGGAAAGCGUCAAUGCAAAAUGUACCGGAGUGAAACAGACAGACUGGAAGGAGAGUUUGACAGAGUGGUUUAGACAUAAAUGGACACCUCCAGAUCAUCUGUAUGAAAUGAACGUUGUGCUCAUGCAGAGUGACGCAGCAGCCAGCUUAUCAUCCAGUACAACGAUCCUUAGCGUGCAAGACAUCAUUGAAUUUCUGAGAGCUUUGCUGACACAUCUGCCGUUACUUAUCCAGAUAGCUGUGCUUCUUGUGAUUGCAGGAGCCAUCUUUGUAAGAGUCGAUGGAAAUGUAUUAAAUAUAUUUAUUUUAGGGUAUUUUAGAAUAAACAGCAUACUGUACUUAAGCAAUCACACCCUUGCUUUCUUCAGGUCUUCAUGUAUGUAAGUCCUCAUGCAGCUAUACAACAUGCAAUCCCUUGGCCCCGACUUGGUGAAUGCCGAGACCCCUGCCACCUGGAGUAGAGCAAUGUCAUGCCCCCAGACUAAGGGAGAAUGAAUAUUGGGUUGAAGGCGAUGCCCCACAGCCAUUACAAGAUUCCCACCACAACAAUAUAAAUCAUGUCAGGAACCAGGAUAACCAUGGCUUUGGGGCAGGAGAUGCCAAUGCUAAUGCCCCACAGCCUAACCAGGAGGGCAUCAGGACCCCUCAGCCAAGAGAUAGAAAAGACAGCAUGGACAUUGAACCAAAUUUUAUUGACCUGCCUGUAGAUGUUCAGACGGUACGAUUCGAAACCCUGCAGUCUACGGUUAGUAUGUCUAGCCAGGAUAAAGCUGAUUGUCAGCAGUGUACGCAGGAUCAGGACCCUGGCAUAGAGAGAGGUGGAGAACCUGAAGCAGAGGACAUUCAAAAAGAAAAGGAAAAAGAGAAGGAUGUGUCUACGAAGAACAAGGAGCAGAAAGAUGCACAGACUCAUGACAAAAGUGAGACGGAGCCCAACGUGCCUUCCAACAAAUAGAUGUGACAACACUUGGUGCUGACCAAGGGAAUGAUGUGGCAUCCGCUGGCCCAACCGUGGUGCCUGAAGACGAAAAAUGUGUCAGGACUCCAGUUCAAGAAACACUGAAAUAAAAUGGUCUCAAACCACG
This is a messenger RNA of Triplophysa dalaica, 1862 nucleotides long. Its product is annotated as chloride channel CLIC-like protein 1. Bases 1 to 1161 code for a protein of 386 amino acids. Gene Ontology annotation, molecular function: chloride channel activity. The transcript has 9 exons. NCBI's taxonomy places the organism in Eukaryota, Metazoa, Chordata, Actinopteri, Cypriniformes, Nemacheilidae. The record is from RefSeq and is a predicted model, not a curated record. Gene Ontology annotation, cellular component: membrane; endoplasmic reticulum.